Messenger RNA from Anopheles funestus (African malaria mosquito), 8725 nucleotides. Its product is annotated as protein FAM13A. Bases 3416 to 6229 code for a protein of 937 amino acids. NCBI's taxonomy places the organism in Eukaryota, Metazoa, Arthropoda, Insecta, Diptera, Culicidae. The transcript has 4 exons. The record is from RefSeq and is a predicted model, not a curated record.
UCAAGUUAUUCACGACUGGAAGUUAGUUCAAAUCAGUCACGAAUUCCGGGUCGCUCGUGUCGGGAAGUGAACAAAACGGUACACAGUGUACCCUUGUGCACAGGGUAUCUUUCCCUUUUUGGUGGCAUUGGUUAUAUCAAUACGUUAGACCAUUGCGAAUAGAAUGUGAAUGUUCGAUUAAGCUGGUCGACAAAAAGCGGUUUUGGCCGACCAACGUAAACCGUGCGAUAAAAGAUGAAAAUGAUGAUGAGUUUCAUGUUUAACUAGAGUGGCAAGUGUAAUAUUUCUUCUUCCCUUUCAUUAAUAUCGCAUCCUUCCAACUGAUAUCAGCGUACGCGUAUUUUUUAUUGCUCGUGAAGUUAUCUUAAAAAGAAUUGUGCCACUCAUCAAUCAAAUAUACAUUUGAUAGUUUAAGUUUACAAAAAAAAAAUCACUAAAACUUGUGCAAAAAAAAAUCCACCCAGGGGGCGGUGAAAUUGAUUUUCAUCUUACGCUGCAGUAAAGACGUGCCAGAGAAGCCAAGACAUACCCACGAGAGAACAACAGAGAAUUGCGAUUGAAAUCGCUUUAGAGAAAACGAGAGAAAGAGAGUUUAUUUGCGUGUCUAGUUUACAAAAAAAAGGAAACUGCUAUUGCUCAGGAUCCGGGAGUACACAGGAAAAAGGAUAUGUUGUAAAGGGGUUUCCUUCUUGCUUUAUCAGCUUGACCGCUUUGUGUUGCUUAUCGAGCAGAGUGCGUGUGUGUGUGCAAUGCAGUACAAUGGAAUGUAAUUUUUAAACAUUAACUCUCCGACGUGUUGCGUGUUUCCGUACAAUUCCGACACUAUAAAUAGUGUCCGGAAAACGUGUGAAAGCUCAUGUAUGCCAUAGCACGGCGAGGAUAAAAGUAAACAAUUUUUGGUGUAUUUUUGUGAAGGAUUAUUUCUGGUACCGAAAUCCUCGAACAGAGAGUGAUGUAAAAGUUAAUGUAAAAAGACCAGCGAGUGUUAGCCCAGCCAUACCUCCGGAUGUUUAUUCUUGAAGCCCUUGCAUUUGGUAAUAUCUAGCCGAAGAAAAAGCGGUAAUUAAACGCGUAAUCUAAACCGGACCGGAAACAGUACGAGCCCGGCCGCGCAUUCUCCAAUUGUGCUGAGUUGCAGCUUGCAUAUUUGAAGCGUGAACGAACAGUAACUCACCCCAACCGCCCACAAAGAAUGUGUUGCGUAUGCACAUAAGUGGUGCGACGAAAAAGGGGUGGAACCAAAAAAACAAUAAACAGCAACAAAGGCCGAAGCCGAAAUAAAAAAAAAACAACGCACCCUUUAACGUGUGUGUGUGUGCUCGCACGGUUUCUCGCGAGAAUCAGUUUUGGCGUCUCGUGUGUGGGUAUUCUUUAGUGCGCCGAAUCGGCCGAAGUGCAGCCAUUGAUGCCGGAGAAGCAGCAACGCAAAUAAAGCAGCAACCAGCAUUGAACGUUGCGUUUUGCGUGACAGUCUUCGGUUGUGCGAGCGUUCAGCCGCUCAUCAAACAGUACCGUCGAAUCGAUUUUGGUUUCUCUCCCUUACUGUAAGGGGUGUUGUAUGAAAACAAGCCUUCUAGCUGACCGUUUUACCGGUGGAUUGUUACGUGAGAGCGAAAGUAUAUGUAUUUGUGUGGUUGGUGAAGCAAGUUAAGCGAAGAACACGUUCCACACGCCAACCACCCAAACUGACCAGAGUCAGUUCGACACUUGCUGCAGCGGAAUCGAAAUCUACCACGAGAUUGCUGUCCGAAUCGUUGUAAGCGCGCUACAUUGAAGCGUAUAACUGCGUAGUUUUAUAGCAGCCGACAAACAGACACAUCCCUAAUAAGCCGCGGGUCUGUCAGCGAAUAAUCGACACAGAAGGGCAUCGCAUCUUCCGGAAAAGGGUGUUGUGUGCGCGCGCGCCUGACUUUAUUAAAGCCAAUUGUGACACUACGUUACAUACUUGGUGAGAAAUAAGCAACAAGUAGGCGAACGUCUUCGAGUGGACUGGUCGCCGAUAGAACCAGUAUCUGUCGGCGACUGAGCUGGGAGUGCGAAAAGCGCCAUUGUCACAGUACUAUACUGUUGGAUUUUUACAAUUCUUGGUUCCGAUAAAGCGGAGAGUGCAGCUAUUCCUGUGAGAUAUUGUCGGAUAUAGAAUCAAGAGUUCCUGCCAGAGCAAGUAAUCACCACUGGGAACUGAAACUCUCAUAAAAGCUCCUCAGAUUUCUUGUGCACUUCAGAAUCGCAAAGGAAUAGAUUAAUCUCCUUUGUGCCAAAGAGGACACAGCAGCGUAAACUACAUCACCUGAAAAGCGUUCCUUGUGUGUUAACCGACCACCGAACCACCUCGGAACAUCGCUCACACUAGGUUCUCAGCCGGUAUACUGCGUGUGCGAUCGUAAGCGGGUAGUGCAUUAAAUCUGGGGCAACGCAGGCGGUUCCCAUGCUGAACUACCGCCUCGUGUCAACGCACUUCCUGAAGCAGCCAUAGAUUUCGCGGCCAACCACCGCACCAGCACGGCGGGGACCCCCAACAAGGUCGUAAAAAUGUGCAGAGAUCGGGAUAUGCCACUUCGAUGAACUAGAGCACCAACAGUGUUAGUACUCUAUUGUGUCGCCCGUCUGGCCAGCUCAAUUACUUGCAACAAGCAGUGACGCGAGUGAUAGGAAAAUAGUGCAUAAGGGCUACGACGGAGAAAGAGCGAGAGAGAGAGAGAGUGAGAGAAAGAGCGAGAGUGUGUGCGUGUGAGUGAGUGUGAGAAGGGAGCGUAAGUGGGAGUGAAACGAAGCGCUACUAUAGCAUUGCAUUAGUACUACGUUCAGCUUCAUACUACUACUACUUCUUUUACUAUUGCUACACGACUGCGCCACAUUGCUACUGCUGCUCCACAAUCGGCUGUGUGUGAUCGGCGCUUACCGGCGUACGCUAGUGUACGUGUGUGGUAGUGAAGCGGCUAGCGAUCCUUCGAAACCGGUCCCUUGGUUCUAGUAGUUAGAUGCCAUCGGAGGAAUUCACAUCCUUCACGUAUUUCUCUGCGCAUCUCGACGUGAUAAGCGUGUGCCCAUCGGUUCUCUCAAGCAACGUUGAGUGAUCCUUUUGUGUUCGACGCAUCAUCAGCGAAGAUAUCUGUCCCAUAAAAAGCAAGAUACAUCAGCUUCCUGGAUCACACAACGGCUUAUCGUGUUUUAAAAGCUCGCGCGUGUUCUUGCAUCUAGUUUAAUUUGUUCGCAAGUGAUCCUUACUUCGUUGUUGUCCGCGCAACCGGAACGUACCACCGGAAGCCUAACAAAACAUCGCCGCCAAGCAGCAGUAGCAGCAGCGACUACCAACCGCUGUCGCUUUGGCCGCCGUUAAGCCGCGAAGAUUCCACCCAAAAUUGAAGCAUUUGCCAAAAACUGCUGGGAAACUGUAACCGCUUGCGUGUGCGGCAUGCGUCGCCCAUCACUGGGACAGAAUGAAGACGACCUUAGUCGUCUGACAACGAUUAUCUCCCCGACCAGUAUCAGCCUUUCAUCGAACGGUCAGUCUGACCCGGUGGUUGUAGUGGAUCACCACGAUGUCGUUAGCUGUGGUCGAGCGAAAGCGAACAGCAGCAGCAGCAGCAGUAGCAGCAGUAGUAGCAGCAGCAGCAGCAGCACUAGCAUCAGCAAUGGGGCCAGUAACACGACCAGCAACAGCAGCAGCAACUGUCCAGCAAGUAACAACAGUGUCGGCGGUGCUGGCAGUGUUGACGGUAGCAGUGCAAGUCGUAAAGGAAGCAAGAACAGCAGUAGCAGCAACAGUAUCAACAGCACCAGCAGCAGUUGCAACAGUGAUGGAGUGAAAGUGAUCGGUAGCAAUAAAAGCAUCAGCAGCGAUGAAGUCGGAGUUGGUGGUGGCGAUCGUGGAGAUGGUGGAGAUGAACCUCCGUGCACUCUGCUCCCGCCGCCACCAACCGUGUUGGUUAACCAGUAUCUACCGAAUCUGAUCAACUCGUCCGAGUGGCAAAAUUGCCGCAAGCGUAAGGAGCGGCAGGACAGUACAUCCUCCAUCAGCCAGGACCGGAAGCUAAUCCGCUCGAACAGUGAGGAACAUCUGCCCAACUGUCAGGAAGUGAUCCGACGUGUAUCGUCACACGAAGACUUCAAAAAGCGUACACCGGGCGUAGUGUCGGUGGAGAUCUCGAUCGACAAGGAGAACAUUAUCGCGGAGGAGACGAUCGAGGGUGUGGAUGAUGAACAUGGCCAGCAACAGCAGCAGGUGUUUGAGAAGAAUCUAAAGAACAGUGCAGAUGAUUUGAAGAAAUUUUUCAUCGGAAGUGUCGAAAGUGUUGGUAACGGUGGUGUUGGUGGGAAGGAUUAUCAUCAUCAUUCCAACCACCAUCAUCAUCAUCAUCACCACCAUCAUGGUAAUCAUCUGUACCACCAUUUGGGUGGACAUCAUCAUCUGCAUCAUGGUGGAAACAAAUCACAGUCGUCCCAUCAUCGGCUCUCUCCGUGUCGGGAUAUACUGAAGUCCCGUCGAGACUCGGACAGUGAGCAGGAUGGUGAACACGAACGCCGUCGGCACUGUGAACGUUUCUCGAAGACGCGUCCACCACCCGGCCGGAAGUCUGUAUCGCCUCGUGCCCGUAACAGCUCGAAGCACACCAAGCUCGCAAUGAAGGUAGCCACCGUCGGUGGUUCGAUGCUGCUAGCGGGAAAUGAACAUUUCUACUCCAAGCACGACACACAUCCGAGUGGUGGUGGUAAAUCUGAACGACGCAUUCGAUCGUCCAGCAAGCAUCGUGAGCAACAGCAACAACAGCAGCAGCAGAUUACAAUGCAGGACGACACUAUGAUGGGUGAUGGUGCGAUGCCCAUGUCAGAUUACAACGAUAACAACGUGCUCGAGAAGAACCAAGCAGUGGAGGAAGCGUCCAAAUUGAUUGACGAGGAGGAAGAACCGGAGGUAUUGCAGCAGGAGGAAGUAGAAGAGCCACUUUCUCCACGCGAAAAGCUCCCUUGGGGGCAGACCUACCCGGACGAUACACCGGCCCUGGUCUGUCAGCGCUUUGCCGAUGAUAAAUUCGAUCACGCUAAACGCAUGGAUUCGGUCUCGCAUGCCAAGCUGCGUCCGGUCGCCUCCGGUAGCUCGCUGAAGCUGUACGGUGCGCAUCAUCGCAGUGCGGAAAAUGCACCAUCGUCAACGAUGCACCAUCAUCAUCAUCAAAAGUCGGGCACGACACCUGCCGCUAACAAUAUGUUUGACGAGCGCGUAAAGGCGAUCAAUCGGAAGCUCGGUGCGCUGAAGAAAAAGCUCACACAGUUCGAGGAUCGGUUCGAGCUGGAGCAUGGUUGCCGCCCAUCACACGGUGACAAGUCGGCCGAUCCACCCACCAAGAGUGUUCUGGUGGAGAUACACAAGCUGCGCAAGGAGAAAAAUCAGAUCAAGGCAGAUCUGGCAGUAUUUUCCGCGAAAGUAUCAGUAUCGGCGGGCCAGAAGCUGACCGGUGGAAACGUCGAGGAUGAUAUGGUUGAGGAGAAACGAUUGGCCAAGAUGAAAGAUACGAUUGCGGACAUUGAAAAGCGCCUCACGGAGAAACGCGACACGGAUCACCGUAGCGAAAAUCUGGAAAUUCUGUCGAACGAGCAGCUCACGGAGGAGAAAGCCUCCGUACAGCGUGCUCUACUGUAUCUGGAAUCGAUGUACGGUCGACCGGCGAGCCGCGAGGAACGUGACGCGGCCCGGCCCCUGUACGACCGCUACCGGCUUAUCAAACGGCUGGUAAACCGUGCCAACUCGAUCAGUGGCCCGUGCGGUGUGGCCAAUUCGCAGAUGCCAACCAUUCUCGAGCAUGAAGCGCUCGCGAUCGUCGGUACGACGACACCGUCCACCGAUAUUUCCCCUCCGUCGGCCACCUCCAUGAUUCAAUCACCUGCGGACACAACUACCACCAGCAGCAGCACCCUCCCAGCGACGGACGAGUCCGAAGGGACGGCCACGACGACGACAAACACCACCACAACCAGCAGUUCCGCGACGGAAAACAUUCACUCGAUGACACCGGAUGAACUGUGGCAGCAUUACGAUGCGACACGCGAGGAGAAGAAGGAGCUGCGCCGCACGAUCAAGGACUUUGAGCAACAGUUCGAGGAAACGACCGGGCGCAAGAUGCUGAAGUCGGAUCGCAAAUCGAUCGAAGAUACGUACGCUCUCUACAAGCAGAAGAAGGCCAAACUGCGACUGAUCGAUGCGCUCUUCAAGAAGCAAAUGCAUGCCUAACUGGCGGUGACGCACGUACUGGAAGCCCUUUAAAAGCAUUAGAGGGAUUGAACAGAUGUUGUAUUAUUGUUUCGUAAGUUAAUGUGAACGGACAAAGACAUGGUAGUAACGAAGGAUUCUUUUUUAAUUCGCUUAGUGCUUUGUGCACACACUCUAGCUGUCGCAAUAGGACCGCUCCUAAAUCACUCUUUACGUUCUGAGUCCUAGAAUGGUAGGAUGGUGCUAUCUUUUUGAUACGGUGCUGGAAGAUCCUUAUGGAUGGAAAGAUAAAAAGAUGGCUAAAAGAAGGAAUAGGAGAGCGCGUUCUAAACUGAUAACUUAAUCAAAUAACGAAUCUUUGCAUUAUUAUGAAUAGUGGCUAGCGAUAUGAUACGCUUGUGCGCGCAGUUUAUUUUUAUUUACUCUGCUUUCUUUUAAUUAAAUUGUUAAAUUGUUAUGCUUUAUUGUUUUACUUUUUUAUUGUUUGCCUUCCACAUCUACACUCUUUUACCUAUCGCUGAGCAGAAAAAGAAUGAAUGAGAAAUUGUGUAUCAAAGAUGGCAUUGAAAAUGCGCUGCGAGAAAGAUACUUUCUAAAUAUACAGCCGAUCGUGAGUGCGCGUUGGUUUUAAAGAAUAUUGUUUCGUUUUUGUGUUUAAAAUAUGAGUGUUUUGUUUACAUUUCUGUUUCAUUUAUUGCGUUUCACGUGGUGUCUAUUAACUGUUACUGAAAUAUUAGAAAGACUAUUGCAUUGUGUUAAGUAUUUUUACACCCGUAGGAGAUUAGACGGUAAGGUUGAAAGAGAAAUACACAGUUAGUAGUAAAUACACUGAUCGAGAGUGAGCGUAUGUGCGUGAGUGUAGUGGACGAUUGCGAAUAUGUAAGUGCGAAAGGUUUAAGGCAGAAGAAGAAAUAACUCCGAAACAGACUGGUACUCGUUUUGAGUGGCCAAACGGAGAAAGAAAAUGGUCAGCAGCAUUGAAACAAAUACAAAUAGAGCAAAAAUGGAAACUAAAACUGUUAGUAUGUAAACACACACUGAAGCAGUACAAAAACACUGCAACCCUUACACAAUAAAAAGGGAAUUACACGGAACAUGAAUGAAAAGAGGGUGACAGAGAAAUACACAGAAGAUAAACAAAAGAAGCGGAAGAGUAAAACAAAUACAACAAACAUACAAAAGAAUAAUACAAAUACAUUUUAUAGCUCAAUAAGAAACAUUUGAGAACUAGCAAAAGGGAGAAAGAAAAUGAAGCAAAACAGCAAAAAAAACGAACGCCGAAAACACAAAAAGUGCGACGAUAAGCACGUAAACAUAUAAUGAAAAAAAAACAUUGAUUACUUCGUGAUGCAACAAAAAAAACGGAAACAAAGAAGAAACAAAACCUAUAUACACAUAUUUACAAAAUUAAGAUUGCGAAAGGCGUGGUACCGAAUGACGUGGUGAAUGACGAUAAUGUUGUUCCAACAUUUUGGUUGUUUCUUUGGAAUAUCGUAAACAGUAGCUAUGAAGAAGGAGUUAAUGAAAGCAGCAAACGUUUAGCUAGUGAGAGGACACGGAAAACCCAUGUUUCAAAUGGAUCGUUUAAUUCCCUUUUCAUCUUAUACCCGGUCACGGUUUGAUUUGAUCGCUUGAUCGCGACAGUGUAGUGUGUGAUUAGAAGCAGCAGAAGGAAAACAAAAAACAAUAGCCUACUUACUUCGAGCCCAUAGUGUAUGGAUACUAAGAACAAUAGUUAAAAUAAGUCUAUUAUUCGCUUGACAGAGAAAGAACUUAAGAAUAGUGAAUCCUUUUUUUGUACCGACAAAACACACACACAAGGGCAAAAAAGCCCUAUCUAUUAUCUUCCGGCAUACGAAACCUAAGUCUCCUCCAGUUGUCCCUUAAAGGACACAUCACCGCAACAUACUAAACACACACGUACGUAGCGAGUGGGUAAUAAGUUCAGGAGAGGAUAAAAACUUAAGUAAAUACGAAGGAACGCUUUAAAGGAUCCACGAUUCACACAUUAUAUACAUAUAUAUAUAUAUACACUCACAUAUAUAUAUAUAAAUUGAAGGUACACAUUGAUGCAAUUACGUUUGCAAAAGCAACAAGACAUUUAGUGUCCGCAUGGCAUGGUUUUUGUAGCUCUUUAAAAGGCAUUCAGCAUAGUACACAUAUAAUUACAAUUAUUAUUACUAUGAUUAUGAAGGAUACGAUCACUACCAGUUAGUUUUCGACGGAACAUGUGGACGAAUUGAUGAUUUGAUAGCUAAGCGAAACGGCCUCGGAUACCAGGACGAAUCGUUCUAUUGAUGUUCUCUAAGAACGAUUUAUUGAAGUAACCAACUGAGAAAAAGGGGCUUUGUAGAAAGAAGUGGAUGUGCGGAUGUGAAAUAGGUAUGAACGAUAAUACAAAUAGUAUGUAAAGCAUUAACAUUAUUACGGAUGUAUGGACAAGUAUGGACGUUAAACUGGAAAAACGGUUCUACAAGAAUAAACCCGAUGGUGUGACAUAAUAUUGAAAGGUUAAAA